This is a messenger RNA of Trichoderma atroviride IMI 206040, 474 nucleotides long. RefSeq lists its product as uncharacterized. The record is from RefSeq and is a predicted model, not a curated record. Lineage: Eukaryota; Fungi; Ascomycota; Sordariomycetes; Hypocreales; Hypocreaceae.
AUGAAUCAAAGGCCUUUAUAUAGUACAGUAGUUGCUCGGGGACUGCCCUCGCAGACCUCUAGCACCUGUGCAUCUGCCGGCUUCCCCAGCACUAGAACCUCGAGGUCCAUCACUCUUGCCGGCAUACCUGAGGCUCCUCUAGCCACUCCGGAGAGGCCCAGCACUCCUCCAGUUGACGUUGCUGCCACUUCUUCUCUAUACUGGCCUCUAUCAAUUCCGCCCCCAGUCUACGAAAACGGAUGGGCUGGGCCACUACGAGGAGCAGCUCUGAGCUGUGACACAUAUUGCGAAAUCCGGCACGACGGUCCUCUCCGGUUGACAGACGAGAUGACCUACUAUCGCGUCCUGCAACACUUCCACCAAUGGCGCAAGGCGGCAGAUGCAUGUCCCUGGCCUCUUGUUUGCAAUCCGCGCCCCGAAGAGGUGGUGAGACCUAUAGACGAAGCCAGCUCGGAAUUUGCCAAAGGAGUUUGA